UGGAAUCGCUGUAUAUAUAUCAGUUAAUUUCAAGUUUGCAUACAAAUGUGACUGUUAUUGAUUCCCGCCUUGAAAUCUUAUUGUGCCAAUAAUUCAUGAUACCUGCGAGCUUAUUUCAGAGAUAAUUCUUUUGUUUGAUGUUAAAAGUGUUCGGAGGAUGCCCAUACGCCAUUGCAAGAAUUUUCAGAUCUUUAAAGAAUCGAAUUAAUGAUUUCUAAAGAGUAGAUCGACUAUAUAAUCCAGCAUUUUGAAAUGAGUGUUUUCAUCCUGUGAGUGGAUUGGCCAAAAAGCAAAAAAGAAAGCAUGUAAAAUCAACUAGAUGUAGACUGGAUGAACAUUCAUGUUAAUGACUCCUUAAAAAAAUGAAGAUGGAAAUUUAUUUUCUUCUGACCAGAACGUUUUUGGUCUUUGUGCAGUUUCUUACGGGAGUGCACUCCGAUCUUGGCUGUUUAAACGAGCAUUCGACUUGCAGUGACGGUCUUGGGCUCAACUAUACCCUACCUAUGUUUGAGGUCUGCCGUGAGCGCCCCGAUGGUAACGGGGAGAUGGUGGCUACAAUCCCCAAGCUAAUAACUCCGCUUAAUCAUGAGCAUGAUGGUGAUCAAGGAUCAUGCCCUAACUCUGGGGGAGCGGGGAUGGCAGGUCUCCGGCGGUGCAGAUUUCCGGAUUGCCUUAGUAACCCGUGUCAAAACGGCUGGUGUGAAGAGACUAUGAUAGGAUUCAAGUGCCACUGCUCCGAAGGGUACACCGGGGAAAGUUGUGAAAAUAGUCUACCAACACAGAAAUCUACAACUGAAGAAGCCGAUGAAUGUUCCAGAAACCCCUGUGCAAAUGGCGCCCUCUGCAGUCUGGAAGGAGGCACGUACAAGUGUGACUGCCCCAAAGGCUGGACAGGACACGACUGUGAUAUCGAUAUGGAUGAAUGCACAAGUCAACCAUGUAAACACGACGGGGUAUGUGUGGACGGUGUAAACACAUUUACUUGCUUGUGUGAAGUUGGAUGGACUGGAAGGAGAUGUGGACAGAAUAUUGAUGAGUGUUUGGAUGAACCGUGUUUAAAUGGAGGUCAUUGCCAGGAUGGUAUCAACAGCUAUACGUGUAUAUGCACUAAGGGAUGGGAAGGAGUCAAUUGUACUAUCGAUAUUGAUGACUGUGCCGAAGAGCCGUGUCAAAAUGGCGCCGAAUGCCAUGAUGGUUUAAACAGUUAUACAUGCGAAUGUACUGAUGGCUGGGAAGGAUUAAAUUGCGAUAUCAAUAUUGAUGAUUGUGCCGAAGAACCGUGUCAAAAUGGUGCCGAAUGCCAUGAUGGUUUAAACAGUUAUACGUGUGAAUGUACUUAUGGAUGGGAAGGUUUAACUUGCUAUAUCAAUAUUGAUGACUGCGCCGAAGAACCGUGUCAAAAUGGGGCUGAAUGCCAUGAUGGUUUAAACAGUUAUACUUGUGAAUGUAUUGAUGGUUGGGAAGGACUUACUUGCGAUAUCAAUAUUGAUGACUGCGCCGAAGAACCGUGUCAAAAUGGGGCCGAAUGCCAUGAUGGUUUAAACAGUUAUACUUGCGAAUGUACUAAUGGUUGGGAAGGACUAACCUGCAAUGUCAAUAUUAAUGACUGUGCCGAAGAGCCGUGUCAAAAUGGCGCCGAAUGCAAUGAUGGUUUAAACGGUUAUACGUGUGAAUGCACUGAUGGAUGGGAAGGAAUAAACUGCGAUGUCAACAUAGACGAUUGUGAAAGCGACCCCUGUCAACACGACGCUGUGUGUCUGGAUGGCUUGAAUAGAUACACCUGUCAGUGCAUAGGAGGAUGGCAAGGAAACAACUGUGAAAACGAUAUUGAUGAAUGUAGCAGUAAUCCGUGCAGUAAUCAGGGUGUCUGCAUCAACGACAUUAACCGUUACACCUGUCAGUGUACCGAUGGAUGGACUGGUUCGAACUGUGAAACAGACAUUGACGAAUGUUCCAGUCAUCCAUGUAACAAUGAUGGGGAAUGCCGUAAUGAACUGAACAGGUACAGCUGCGAAUGUACAGAGGGGUGGUCUGGUACCCAUUGCGAAAUAAGGAGUGCGUGUGCGCUUGAACCGUGCAGUAAUGGAGGCACCUGUGUGGAAGAAGCAAACGGUUACACGUGUUCAUGCGGUACAGACUUCACGGGGACCAACUGUGAAACAGCAUUUUCAGACCUCUGUCCGACGGGUUGGUUCUACCAUGGACAAAAGUGUUAUUCCCUGGAAGGAAGCUCUUCUUAUGGCACGAAUCACGAUACUGCAAGAACUACCUGUAGUAACAUGCGUGUCGAUCUACAAGGCGAUGCCGGAGAGAGACAGGCAUCGUUGCUAUUGGUUGAAAGUCAAGAAGAAACUGACGCCAUUUCCAACAGGUUCCUGGGUGGAUACUUUAGACGGCUAUGGCUGAAUUGUAGUAACAGGUCCGGAACGUGGGUCUGUGAAAAGGAUGCUUCGGGGACUACUUCCUCUUACACGAAUUGGUACCCAGGCCAACCUGAUGCGAAUGUGGGCUAUGCUCUUAUUAGAAACAUAUCAAAUGAUGAUUCGACAUAUCAAUUCACAUGGUAUGACAGGGUAGACUGCUUCUACUGCUAUAAUGGUCCGUUGACAGUGUGUCAAAUACAUUUCCAGCCUUCUCUCAACUACUCAAGCCACUCUCAUCUCUCCAACUCAAGCCAGCCUUCUCUCAACUAUCCAAGCCUCUCUCAUCUCUCCAACUCAAACCAGCCUUCUCUCAACUAUUCAAGCCUCUCUUAUCUCUCCAACUCAAGCCAGCCUUCUCUCAACUAUCCAAGCCUCUCUUAUCUCUCCCACUCAAGCCAGCCUUCACUUAACUACUCAAGCCUCUCUCAUCUCUCCAACUCAAGCCAGCCUUCUCUCAACUAUCCAAGCCUCUCUCAUCUCUCCAACUCAAGCCAGCCUUCUUUCAACUAUUCAAGCUUCUCUCAUCUCUCCAACUCAAGCCAGCCUUCUUUCAACUAUUCAAGCCUCUCUCAUCUCUCCAACUCAAGCCAGCCUUCUCUCAACUAUUCAAGCCUCUCUAAGCUGUCCAACUUAAGCCAGCCUUCUCUCAACUAUCCAAGCCUCUCUCAUCUCUCCAAGUCGAGCCAGCCUUCUCUCAACUAUUCAAGCUUCUCUCAUCUCUCCAACACAAGCAAGCCUUCACUCAACUCUUCAAGCCUCUCUUAUCUCUCCAACUCAAGCCAGCCUACUCUCAACUAUCCAAGCCUCUCUUAUCUCUCCCACUCAAGCCAGCCUUCACUUAACUACUCAAGCCUCUCUCAUCUCUCCAACUCAAGCCAGCCUUCUCUCAACUAUUCAAGCUUCUCUCAUCUCUCCAACUCAAGCCAGCCUUCUCUCAACUAUUCAAGCUUCUCUCAUCUCUCCCACUCAAGCCAGCCUUCACUCAACUAUUCAAGCCUCUCUAAGCUGUCCAACUUAAGCCAGCCUUCUCUCAACUAUCCAAGCUUCUCUCAUCUCUCCCACUCAAGCCAGCCUUCACUCAACUAUUCAAGCUUCUCUCAUCUCUCCCACUCAAGCCAGCCUUCUCUCAACUAUUCAAGCUUCUCUCAUCUCUCCCACUCGAGCCAGCCUUCUCUCAACUAUUCAAGCUUCUCUCAUCUCUCCCACUCAAGCCAGCCUUCUCUCAACUAUUCAAGCUUCUCUCAUCUCUCCAACUCAAGCCAGCCUUCUCUCAACUAUUCAAGCUUCUCUCAUCUCUCCAACUCAAGCCAGCCUUCUCUCAACUAUCCAAGCCUCUCUCAUCUCUCCAACUCAAGCCAGCCUUCUCUCAACUAUUCAAGCUUCUCUCAUCUCUCCCACUCAAGCCAGCCUUCUCUCAACUAUUCAAGCUUCUCUCAUCUCUCCCACUCAAGCCAGCCUUCUCUCAACUAUUCAAGCUUCUCUCAUCUCUCCCACUCAAGCCAGCCUUCUCUCAACUAUUCAAGCUUCUCUCAUCUCUCCCACUCAAGCCAGCCUUCUCUCAACUAUUCAAGCUUCUCUCAUCUCUCCCACUCAAGCCAGCCUUCUCUCAACUAUUCAAGCUUCUCUCAUCUCUCCCACUCAAGCCAGCCUUCUCUCAACUAUUCAAGCUUCUCUCAUCUCUCCCACUCAAGCCAGCCUUCUCUCAACUAUUCAAGCCUCUCUCAUCUCUCCAACUCAAGCCAGCCUUCUCUCAACUAUCCAAGCCUCUCUCAUCUCUCCCACUCAAGCCAGCCUUCUCUCAACUAUUCAAGCUUCUCUCAUCUCUCCCACUCGAGCCAGCCUUCUCUCAACUAUUCAAGCUUCUCUCAUCUCUCCCACUCAAGCCAGCCUUCUCUCAACUAUUCAAGCUUCUCUCAUCUCUCCCACUCAAGCCAGCCUUCUCUCAACUAUUCAAGCCUCUCUAAUCUCUCCCACUCAAGCCAGCCUUCUCUCAACUAUUCAAGCCUCUCUCAUCUCUCCCACUCAAGCCAGCCUUCUCUCAACUAUUCAAGCUUCUCUCAUCUCUCCCACUCAAGCCAGCCUUCUCUCAACUAUUCAAGCUUCUCUCAUCUCUCCCACUCAAGCCAGCCUUCUCUCAACUAUUCAAGCUUCUCUCAUCUCUCCCACUCAAGCCAGCCUUCACUCAACUAUCCAAGCCUCUCUCAUCUCUCCCACUCAAGCCAGCCUUCUCUCAACUAUUCAAGCUUCUCUCAUCUCUCCCACUCAAGCCAGCCUUCUCUCAACUAUUCAAGCUUCUCUCAUCUCUCCCACUCAAGCCAGCCUUCUCUCAACUAUUCAAGCUUCUCUCAUCUCUCCCACUCAAGCCAGCCUUCACUCAACUAUCCAAGCUUCUCUCAUCUCUCCCACUCAAGCCAGCCUUCUCUCAACUAUUCAAGCUUCUCUCAUCUCUCCCACUCGAGCCAGCCUUCUCUCAACUAUUCAAGCUUCUCUCAUCUCUCCAACUCAAGCCAGCCUUCUCUCAACUAUUCAAGCCUCUCUCAUCUCUCCAACUCAAGCCAGCCUUCUCUCAACUAUUCAAGCUUCUCUCAUCUCUCCCACUCAAGCCAGCCUUCUCUCAACUAUUCAAGCCUCUCUCAUCUCUCCAACUCAAGCCAGCCUUCACUCAACUAUCCAAGCCUCUCUCAUCUCUCCAACUCAAGCCAGCCUUCUCUCAACUAUUCAAGCUUCUCUCAUCUCUCCCACUCAAGCCAGCCUUCUCUCAACUAUUCAAGCUUCUCUCAUCUCUCCCACUCAAGCCAGCCUUCACUCAACUAUCCAAGCCUCUCUCACCUCUCCAACUCAAGGCAGCUCAUGGCAACUCAAACCACUUCCUCGAUUGCCCAUACCGGCAAACCUACAAACAUCAAGUUGGUAUAUGCUCUGAACUACACAAAAUUAUGA
Molecule: messenger RNA, 5363 nt
Organism: Lytechinus variegatus (green sea urchin)
Lineage: Eukaryota; Metazoa; Echinodermata; Echinoidea; Temnopleuroida; Toxopneustidae
Product: serine-rich adhesin for platelets-like
Exons: 19
Coding region: 363-5363 (1666 amino acids)
Biological process (GO): heterophilic cell-cell adhesion; establishment or maintenance of epithelial cell apical/basal polarity
Cellular component (GO): protein-containing complex; plasma membrane
Molecular function (GO): calcium ion binding
Source: RefSeq, a predicted model, not a curated record